Messenger RNA from Suricata suricatta (meerkat), 2984 nucleotides. Its product is annotated as low affinity immunoglobulin gamma Fc region receptor II-like. The coding region runs from base 35 to 1123 and encodes 362 amino acids. NCBI's taxonomy places the organism in Eukaryota, Metazoa, Chordata, Mammalia, Carnivora, Herpestidae. Gene Ontology annotation, molecular function: transmembrane signaling receptor activity. The record is from RefSeq and is a predicted model, not a curated record. Gene Ontology annotation, biological process: cell surface receptor signaling pathway. The transcript has 9 exons.
CAUCUUCUGUUCUGCGGACGAAACGGUGGUGAGGAUGGUGACAGAAAGCAAGAAAAGGAACCUAGCCUUCAUUGGAAUUUGUCUGUCGUCCCUGGGUGGAAUCGGCCAAGCCUCAAGACAAGUCUGUGACUGCCACGCCGGUGCUGCCAGAGCGACCGUGUGCCAGGAAUUGAUGCGGGUCCCUUCAUCCCGCCCCCUCCCUGCUGCUGGUAGUGACCAGGCUGAGUGGGUGCCCUGCCGCCCUUUGGGCGACAUGCUACUGUGGACAGCUCUGCUAUUCUUGGGUCCAGUUGUCGGGACACCUGAUCUUCCGAAGGCUGUGGUGACCCUUGAGCCACCAUGGAUCCAAGUGCUCCGGGGAGACAACGUGACUCUGAAGUGCCAGGGGGCCCACCCCGCCGGGGACGCCUCCACCCGCUGGUUCCACAAUGGGAGCGCCAUCCCCGAGCAGGGCCUGCCCAGCUACAGCUUCAAUGCCAGCCAUGAGGACGGAGGCCAGUACACCUGCCAGACAGACCAGACCAGCCUCAGCGACCCCGUGUUUCUGGAUGUGUUUUCCGAAUGGCUGGUGCUCCAGACCUCUCGCCUGGUGUUCCAGGAGGGAGAGCCCAUCGUCCUCAGGUGUCAUGGUUGGAGGAGCUGGCGUGUGUACAAGAUCACGUUCUUCCAGAAUGGAAAAUCCAAGCAGUUUUCCUCCACGAAUUCCACCUUCUCCAUCCCGCGGGCGAACCUCAGCCACAGUGGCAAGUACCACUGCACAGGGCUGAUAGGGCAAAAGCUGCAGACGUCACUGCCCGUGGCCAUCACCGUGCAAGGGUCCCGUUGGAGCGACUCCUCGGUGACGGCGAUGAUCGUGGCUGUGGUCGUCGGCACCGCUGCCCUGGCCACCCUCGCUGCCGUCGCGGCCUGGUGCCGCCGCAAGCAAAAGCAGAUUUCAGCUCCCCUAGGAUACCCUGAGCACAGGGAAAUGGGAGAGACCCUCCCAGAGGAGCCAGCCCAUCUCACCGACGCUGAAGACGCCACCAAAACCGAGGCCGAGAAUGCCAUCACCUAUUCCCUUCUCUUGCACCCGGAAGCCACAGAGGAAGAAGCAGAGGACCCGGAUUACCAGAACCACCUUUAAUCUCCGUCGUCUUGCCUGAGACCUGGGGAAGAGGAUCGGAGGGACCAGGGUGCCUGGCCUGGGCUCCCCUUAGGGAGGACAAGAGCCUGCUGCAGUUCCAAAGAAGGAAGACUCUUCCAGAGUGACCUGUGUGAACUCUGACACUCCCUGUCCUGAAAGUCACAGACAAUACAGCCCCAGAUGACUGACCGUACUGAUUCCUUCUAUCUCCCUUCCUCUCACCGUCAAGACUCUGCCGCACACAUUCACAGAGCAGAUAAAAAUUACAUUUAGUAAGAGAUUGUAGCAACAUGGGAAAUAUUUAUGUCACAGGCUACAUGAGGAAAAUUGUGGAAGUAAGUACGAUGUCAGAAAUGAUGAAAGAGAUGACAAAUGUUUGUUUCAGGGUGGUGGAAUUAAUUAUUGGUGCUUUCCAUUUUCCUUCUUGAUUUUUCUGUACAGAUCGUGUAUUCCUUUUAUAAUAAAAUACUCUAAAAAUAGCAUUCCUUUGGCCUUUUAAAGGCCAUAUUGUUUUGAGUGUAGACUGAUCUAUUUCUUUUCAGCAAUAAAAACCUUGGGAAGGUAGUGAUAGGUAGGAGGUGGAAGAAAGGGAAGAUUUGGGGUGUGGGGCGAGUGUCCCUCUUAAAACUGACUACCCUUCUCCCAGCAAAUCUGUCUUCUGGUUUCCACGUCUUCUUCCUUUUCCUCCCAGGGCAAAGAAAACAAUCACUUUGUUUUGCAAACCUUGUUCUCAGGAAGCCAAGCUUCAGAUGAGUCCUCAGGGCAGAUUGCUGACUCUUCCACCGGAUGUUCUCCUCUAUUUACUAUCUCGAUGUGACCUUCUUAGAGAAGCGAUCUCGUCAGGUUAGGAGACUGACAGCUGAGGGUUUGGUGGAUGCCCUUGAGCGGCCUCAUUUUCCCGGGACGCUAACAUAGCCUCCUUGAACAGCAUCCUUGUGCUCGGGAUUUAGCAGCUCCCUUUUCUUUAUAAUUUCCAUACCUUUGUAUGAUACAUUUUACGGUCUCACAAUCAGAUCUCACACUCAGUGUUAUAAGGAAUAGUAAUGCAAUUACUAGGUUAUCAAGGGCUUAUUUUCUGCCAAAGUAGGUGCUUUAGAAUUCGAGAGUUUCAGAGUAAUAGCCAUUCAGAUUUCUGCUUCCUAUUCACAUUUCUUCCUCCUGUUCACACGCUCUUGCUCUUUUUUAUGGGAAUAAUGUAUAUCUAUUUAUAAAUUUCACAGUAGCAACUUAUUUCCAAAAGGAAAUUUUGGAAAUUUCUAUGUAACUUAUUUUAGUUCACUACUAUUCUUUUUAUAAAAUUAAAAUACAGAUAAGCAAGAGAGAUCACCUGUACACCUACUACCCAGAAAUAGUCAAUGCCAACAUUUAAAGGGUGCCAAUCCACGUUCCCGUCUGGGGCAAUAGUAUAUGUAUUUAAAAAAAAUUGGAUCACAUCAUAUUUUCACAUAUUUUCAUAAAUACACGUGGGCAGAAAUUCAUGCUCCCUGUAAGCACAUAGCUCACGUAAUACAGGAAUAUCUAAAGUAAAAGCAAAUUCUCCCGUACACGACCCCCCAUCCUGUUCCCUUUUCUAUGGGUAACUGCUACGGAACACGUGGUGUGUAUUUCUGAGUUUUUUGGUAUGUAUCUGACACAUAUUUACAGUUUUUUAAAGACCAUAGAUGGGACCAUAUUUUACAUACACUUGCGCAGUUGGUUGACAGUGUAUUUUGAUUGACAGUAUAUUAUGGAGUUGUUUCCAUGGAACUUUUUUCUUUUUGAGGAUGAUAUGGUGUUCCGCAGUGUACCGACACUUUAAAUGUUACCAAUUUUUCAUUGUUACACACAAUGCUGCAAUAAACCAAUAGAUUUUGGGGUGAUA